GCAGCGUUAGCGGCCGGGUGGAGGUGGGGAGGGAAGACGCCGAGGAGGAGGAGGAGGAGAAGGAGGAGGAGGAGGGGAGGCGGGGGGAGUCAGCAAGGACAUGGCUCCUGACUCCUGUGCGGAACAUGGUCUCUAGCGACCGGCCCGUGUCACUGGAGGACGAGGUCUCCCAUAGUAUGAAGGAGAUGAUUGGAGGCUGUUGCGUUUGCUCAGACGAAAGAGGCUGGGCCGAGAACCCGCUGGUUUAUUGCGACGGGCACGGCUGCAGCGUCGCGGUGCAUCAAGCGUGCUAUGGCAUUGUUCAAGUACCCACUGGGCCAUGGUUUUGCAGGAAAUGUGAAUCUCAGGAGAGAGCAGCCAGAGUGAGAUGUGAACUGUGUCCCCAUAAAGAUGGAGCUUUAAAAAGAACAGAUAAUGGGGGUUGGGCUCAUGUGGUUUGUGCCCUGUAUAUUCCAGAGGUACAAUUUGCCAAUGUUUCUACCAUGGAACCAAUCGUUUUACAGUCUGUUCCACAUGAUCGUUAUAAUAAGACUUGCUACAUUUGUGAUGAACAAGGACGAGAAAGCAAGGCAGCCACUGGUGCUUGCAUGACAUGUAAUAAACAUGGAUGUAGACAGGCUUUCCAUGUGACAUGUGCUCAGUUUGCUGGACUACUUUGUGAAGAAGAAGGUAAUGGUGCAGAUAACGUCCAAUACUGUGGCUACUGUAAAUACCAUUUUAGUAAGCUGAAAAAGAGCAAACGGGGAUCUAAUAGGUCAUAUGAUCAAAGUUUAAGUGACUCUUCCUCUCACUCUCAGGAUAAGCAUCAUGAGAAAGAGAAAAAAAAAUACAAAGAAAAGGACAAACACAAACAAAAACACAAGAAGCAGCCAGAAUCAUCACCUGUAUUGGUUCCAUCCUUGACAGUUACUACAGAAAAAACUUAUACAAGCACUAGCAACACCUCUGUAUCUGGAUCGUUGAAGCGUUUGGAAGACACUGCAGCACGAUUUACAAAUGCAAAUUUCCAAGAAGUCUCUGCACACAACUCUAGUGGAAAAGAUGUUUCAGAGGCUAGAGGGUCAGAGGGCAAAGGGAAGAAAUCUUCAGCUCACAGCUCAGGUCAAAGGGGAAGGAAGCCUGGUGCUGGAAGAAAUCCAGGAACAACUGUGUCAGCGUCUAGCCCCUUUCCACAAGGCAGCUUUGCAGGAACUCCAGGCAGUGUAAAGUCAUCCUCCGGAAGCUCAGUGCAGUCUCCUCAGGAUUUUCUGAGCUUUACAGACUCAGAGCUGCGUAAUGACAGUUACCCUCACUCCCAGCAGUCAUCAUCAACCAAAGAUGGACAUAAAGGAGAGUCUGGAAACCAGGAAGGGGGAGUAAAUAGUUUUAGUUCCUUAGCUGGUCACCCUGUGACCUCUGCUGUUAUAUCACAGCCGAAAACUUUUGAAAAUUCACCUGGAGACUUGAGUAGUUCCAACCUUCCUAUAGCAGGGUAUAAGCGGGCUCAAACUUCUGGUAUAGAAGAAGAAAUUGUAAAGGAAAAGAAAAGAAAAGGAAAUAAACAAAGUAAACAUGGGCCUGGUAGGCCCAAAGGAAACAAAAAUCAAGAGAAUGUUUCUCAUCUCUCAGUUUCUUCUGCUUCGCCCACUUCAUCUGUAGCAUCAGCUGCAGGAAGCAUAACAAGCUCUAGUCUUCAGAAAUCUCCAACAUUGCUCAGGAAUGGAAGCUUACAGAGUCUUAGUGUUGGCUCAUCUCCAGUUGGUUCAGAAAUUUCUAUGCAGUAUCGGCAUGAUGGAGCUUGUCCAACAACUACUUUCUCAGAGUUGCUGAAUGCAAUACAUAAUGACAGAGAUGACAAUUCUACACUAACAAAGCAGGAACUAAAAUUCAUAGGUAUUUAUAACAGCAGUGAUGUAGCAGCGUCCUUUCCAAAUGCAGUGUCUGGCUCUGGAUCUAGUACUCCUGUUUCCAGCUCUCAUUUACCUCAGCAGUCUGCUGGGCACUUGCAGCAAGUGGGAGCUCUCUCCCCCUCUGCUGCUUCCUCUGGAACCCCUGCUACAGCUACAACUCAGGCAAAUGCCCUGUCUGGAUCUUCUCUUAGCCAGGCACCAUCUCUUAUAUAUGGCAACAGAUUAAAUCCAAAUCCAUCAAUGGCAGCUCUCAUAGCUCAGUCUGAAAACAAUCAGACAGAUCAGGAGCCUGGAGACAGUGGUCGCAGCACUGUUGGUAGAGGAAGCUCACCCCGAGGAAGCCUUUCACCAAGAUCUCCUGUAAGCAGCUUACAGAUUCGCUAUGACCAACCAGGCUGUACCAGUUUGGAAAAUUUGCCUCCAGUAGCAGCCAGUAUAGAACAACUUUUGGAGAGGCAAUGGAGUGAAGGACAGCAAUUUUUAUUAGAACAGGGUACUCCUAGUGACAUUUUAGGAAUGCUGAAGUCAUUACACCAACUUCAAGUUGAAAAUCGAAGAUUAGAGGAACAAAUAAAAAACUUGACUGCCAAAAAGGAGCGUCUUCAGUUGCUGAACGCACAGCUCUCGGUGCCUUUUCCAACAGUAACAAACCCUAGUCCACCUCAUCAAGUGCUCACAUUUUCAGCACAGAAUGCUCCUACUACUGAUUCAUUGAAUAGCAGUAAGAGCCCACAUAUAGGAAACAGCUUUUUACCAGAUAGUUCUCUUCCUGUAUUAAAUCAGGACUUAACCUCCAGUGGACAAAGUACCAGCAGUUCCUCUGCUCUUUCCACGCCGCCUCCUGCUGGGCAGAGUCCAGCUCAGCAAGGCUCAGGGGUGAGCGGAGUCCAGCAGGUCAAUGGUGUGACAGUAGGGGCACUGGCUAGUGGAAUUCAGGCUGUAACAUCCACUAUUCCUGCAGUGAGUGGAAUAAUUGGAGCUUUGCCAGGUAACCAACUGGCAAUUAAUGGCAUUGUAGGCGCCUUAAAUGGGGUUAUGCAGACGCCCGUCACAAUACCCCAGAACCCUGCCCCCCUUACUCACACAAAUGUGCCACCGAAUACAGCACAUCCAAUGCCAGCUACACUGACUAACAGUGCUUCGGGGCUAGGAUUACUUUCUGAUCAACAAAGACAAAUGUUUAUUCACCAACAUCAAUUUCAACAGUUAUUAAAUUCACAACAACUCACACCGGGUAGGCAGGCAGGGACUCCCAUCUACCAUAUCUCCCGAGCAGCUAAAACAGUGCCUGGAGCAGCACCAGGCCUUUCUGUAUCAGCUGGUGCAGCAGCAGCACCCCCCGCCCGACCUCCAGCAGCUGCAGCUCCCAGGCCCUGCGCAGAUCCCCAUCAGCAGCCUGCUCGCCGGUACUCAGGCGCCCCCGCUUCACUCAGCCACCACCAACCCCUUCCUCACCAUCCAUGGGGACAGCACAAGUCAGAAAGUCACAAGGCUUAGUGACAAAAAUGGGCCUGUAGCUCAAGACAAAAGUUGACUCUUGAAAGCAUGGGAACCUUGCCUGCCCUGCUGCUCUGGCACUUCCCAUGGCUGCCGCUACAGUCUUUCACUCAUAGCUAUGAAGAUGCAACAAGAAACUGCACAACAGAGAUGGCUUCAAGAACAUUCUUGUAAGGCUUUGAUUAAUUUUCUUGUUGCUUUUUUGCACUGAAAUACAACUCCCUUUCUUCCACCCUACCCAAAGUGUUUGAACUUUGGAAGAAAGGUUAAUGACUAACUUUUGUAAAUGAAAUAAUUUAAAUGCAAAGAUUUUACCAACCCAAUAAAAAUUUAAAAUACUGGGCACACAACUAGCUUUGCUAUAAAUGUGAGAUCUGAAUAGUAAAGGUCAAGAUGUGUUCCUUUUAAGAACAAUUUGGUUUUAUUGUAAAAGCUGGGUUAUAAAAUAUGAUCUUACUUGAGUGUGCUUGUUCCAGUGAUAGCUUAAAUUUCUAGGAACUGUCCAAUUUCUUCUCCUGGAGUUUUAGUCAUUUAAUAUUGUAAUUAUAUAGGUUACCAACUGGGGCUUUACAAAGUUUAUUUAAAAAAAUUUCCUUUCUAAUGAGAUUUGGCUGUUUGGUAAUCAAGUUAGGAUGGAAAUGUCUGCUUCUACUAAAGGUAAUUUUCGUUUGCUAAAAAUCCUUUCAGUAGUGUCAAGACCUAUUUUAUGUUUAAAAGAGAUCUUGAGUUAAGCCCCUUCUAAGACUGCUAGGAGAAGCAGAACAAUUCAGAGUGACUUCUCUCAGAAGAGGCCACCCUGGAGACUGCUGCAGAGCCCAGCCUUAAGUGCCUGCUGGUCCCUCCCUGGGUUGAAGUGGCUCUAAACAGCAGAGCUCCAGCUAGUCAGUCCUCAGAAGUCACAGGAACAGGCUGCACCCACCAGCACCAUUCCCUUGCUUCUAUCUUGGUUGAAAACUUUCUAUGCCAUUGUAGAUAGCUCAGGUGAAAUGAUUACCUGGGUAUUUGUCCACUAAUAGUCACAAGAUGAGUGGAUUUGGUAAGAAUAUAUGUUUGUUUUAUUUCAAUAAUUUCUCAAACUGCCCAUUCAAACAGUUGGGCCACUACAUACAGUUCCUGAAAAGAGGGAACCCUGUCUUAGCCCUUCUACUUCGAGUAGCCACACUCUGGAUGUGUCAAGAUGGAAGACUUGAACACUGAAACACUUGGUGGGGGGGGGGGGAUCAUUGAUCUGUUCCUAAAUGUGUGAAAUACGUGAAUUAUUAGUGGAAAGACCCAGCUAUAAUCAGACCUCCACUGUGUACUUAGCUGGAAGAACAUGUUAAUUCUGCAAUAUGUCUCUUGGUUAAACAUUGCACAGUUCUUACCUCAUUUCUGUAAAUAAGGUUUGUGAAUCUGUUUUGUAAUGUGAAAAAUUCAUAAGAUAACCUUGAUAUUUUGAUUUGUAAUAUUUCUAAUGAGUAGAUUUAAUUGAAAAAUAAAAUAAUUUAUUUUUAUAUGUUCAGGGGAAUUUUAAAGAAAGCCAAACCUUUUGUAGAUAAUUUAAAAAAGAUCAGUGUGGUUUAUUUUACUUACUUAGCCCACUGGUUGUUAUUCUGUAACAGUUUGUAUAAAUGGUAAAUUUUGAAUUGUGUUGAUAUUUUACCUAGAUGUAAAAUUCCUCAUGUAUUAAAAUGUACAAAGUUUUGUUAAUAAAGUUUAAUAAUGUUUAUAACUCUGCCUCCCCCCCCCCCCCAUGUAGGGUCUCCCUCUGUCUGGUUCAGGCUGACCUGGAAUUCACUAUGUAGUCUCAGGGUGGCCUCAAACUCACAGCAAUCCUCCAUCCUCUGCUUCCCGAGUGCUGGGAUUAAAGGCAUGUGCCACCAUACCUGGCAACUCUGCCAUUCUUAUCUGUUGGGAUGACUGUCCUGAUGCCCUUGGCGCCUCACAUAUGCAGGUACUUGAGUUGUGGGUGUUGGAACUUCAUAUGGUAUUACCUUGAACUUGUCAGAUCAGUGUGAGAGCAAGUCAGCCUCAGGCACAGCAGUGGCAGGUAAUCAUUGAGGAGAGGAGCUAAUGAGGGUGUGCAUAUUCACACAAAUAAAGGGAAAUAACCUCAGUGAGGUCAGAGGAAAACCAACUCCAGACACAAUUUUAAUUAUAGCACAUUAAUAUAGUAGCAUACAUACUAAAUUGUUACAUUAUAACACCAAACUGCCCUCUAAAUACUUACAUUUAUGCCCAUAUAUAAAUGUUGCUCUCACUUUGCUUAGAGAAGCGUCCCUUUACGUAUGGUGGUGACCACUGGGGUGACUCAAAACUCACCAAAAUGCUUACAGUGUGACAAUGGCGCGUUCAGCAUUCAGUGAGACAUUCUGUCGCACCCUCCAAAGCUCAUGAACCAUGAUGGACAAGAUGAUGGAAAGAAUGUAAGAGACAAAGGAAGGGGAGGAGUGCUCACAAUGCUGUCAUCCAAACAAAGUGGCCUUAAUAUUUACAACCUCACAGUGGCUGACUUACACAAGACCUAUAUAAUAGGAGGGAAAAGUGAUGACAUCAGAAUAGUACAGACCAGUUAGAAAAAGGAUUCAGUGAAGAGUAAAGGGAAGGGCAGAUGAUGGGAGGGGUUAUGAUCAUAGUGUUUGUCUAUAUGUAUGAAGUUUUCAAUAAAAAUGUUUUUUAAAAGGA
Molecule: messenger RNA, 6050 nt
Organism: Jaculus jaculus (lesser Egyptian jerboa)
Lineage: Eukaryota; Metazoa; Chordata; Mammalia; Rodentia; Dipodidae
Gene: Mllt10
Product: MLLT10 histone lysine methyltransferase DOT1L cofactor
Exons: 25
Coding region: 126-3386 (1086 amino acids)
Biological process (GO): regulation of transcription by RNA polymerase II
Cellular component (GO): nucleus
Molecular function (GO): nucleosome binding; histone binding
Source: RefSeq, a predicted model, not a curated record